CUCAUUGGUCGCGUGCUUGACACGAAUGAGUAGCGAGAUCUCAUCUUCAUGUGUUGUGAUACAAUCUUCAGGCCAGGGUUCCUCUGAUCCAAACCAUUUUGCACUGCAUAUCCCAAUCAAUCUUCAUCUCAAUCAAUCGUGUUUCUCAACUGAGCAAGCAUCAGCCUCGCAUCAGAUCCAUCGAUUAAGCGGUUGAUUCAAAUUUCCCAGUGCUUUUCAAUUUUCCCCCCUUCGGAGAUGUGUCCAAAGGGACUCUGAUCUCGGCGCGAUUCUCACAUGACAUGGAUUUCGAAACGAAAUUCGAGAUACCGAUUGUGAAACUUUGUUGCUUGAAUCCAUUCGACGGAACUUGAAUCAGUGAGAAAAGCGUUUUGAGUUUGCAUUUGGAGUAGUUUUUGUUGUUAACAGGAAAUCAUGUUCUGGAGAGACCGUGAGAGGGAGAGUAAUAAAGAGCUCAACGGUGGGGUUCUGUGCGGCCAGGUCAGAGUGCUUGUUGUUGGUGACUCAGGUGUUGGUAAGACUUCUUUAGUUCACCUGAUUGUUAAAGGUUCUCCUGUCACUCGCCCUCAACAGACAAUUGGUUGUACAGUUGAUGUGAAGCACACUACUUAUGGAAAUUCUGGCAGCUCUUCAAGUAGCAUUACAAGUGAUUCUGAGAGAAACUUCUUUGUUGAACUGUGGGAUGUAUCAGGACACGAACGUUACCAAGAUUGCCGGUCUCUGUUUUAUUCACAGAUUAAUGGUGUAAUUUUUGUUCAUGAUCUUUCACAGAGAAGAACGAAGACUAGCUUACAGAAGUGGGCAGCUGAGAUUUCUGCAACAGGGACAUUUUCAGCUCCUCUGGGUUCUGGUGGCCCUGGUGGACUUCCUGUUCCAUAUAUUGUCAUUGGCAACAAAGCUGAUAUUGCUGCAAAAGAAGGCAUUAGAGGAAGCAGUGGGAAUCUUGUUGAUGUUGCGCGCCAGUGGGUCGAGAAGCAAGGUUUGCUUCCAUCCAGUGAGGAGCUUCCACUGACUGAGAGUUUUCCUGGCAGUGGAGGCCUUAUUGCAGCUGCAAAAGAAGCAAGGUAUGAUAAGGAGGGUGUGAUGAAAUUUUUUCGCAUGUUGAUUAGGAGAAGAUAUUUCUCAGAUGAACUCCCUGAGCCCGCAUGGUCCAUUCCUUCAGUUCAGAGACCUGCUCAGCAGCGUAUAGAUGACAGUUUCAUUGAAGAUGAUAAUCAGUCUUAUAAUACGCGGAGAAGUCUAAGCAGUGAUCCUUUCAAGUAUAACAUGCUUCCUCCCCUUCCAGCUCAACGCAAUCUAACUCCACCACCCACGCUCUAUCCUCAACAGCCAGUUUCAGUCUCUGAAAACUACAGUUUCCCAAGAUUUUCUUUGUCUGGCUCCUCAGAAAUCAGUUCCUCAGCUAGAACAAAGCGCUCAGAUAUUAAUGUCUGAAGAUCUUUGUAUUUGUUAAUUGGUCACUGCUAUUACACUGAUGUAUUCUUGCAUGGAAAAAAAGUUAUAUGUUUGUUUAAAUUCUUUGUUCCGCUUGUAACUUUUCCUCUGAUUUAUGCAUUUUUUAUUAGUCUUUGUCAGGGGGAGGAGGAGCAACUUGUUCAGAGUUUAGGGAUGAUUUAAAAUGAUACAUGCUCGAUUCUUUUAUAUAAUCAUAUCAUACCUUUCUUUU
Messenger RNA from Lotus japonicus, 1666 nucleotides. RefSeq names its product small GTPase LIP1. Lineage: Eukaryota; Viridiplantae; Streptophyta; Magnoliopsida; Fabales; Fabaceae. Gene Ontology annotation, cellular component: endomembrane system. The transcript is spliced from 7 exons. The record is from RefSeq and is a predicted model, not a curated record. Gene Ontology annotation, molecular function: GTP binding; GTPase activity. Bases 415 to 1434 code for a protein of 339 amino acids. Gene Ontology annotation, biological process: intracellular protein transport.